Molecule: messenger RNA, 555 nt
Organism: Mycena indigotica
Lineage: Eukaryota; Fungi; Basidiomycota; Agaricomycetes; Agaricales; Mycenaceae
Product: histone H3
Exons: 5
Coding region: 139-555 (138 amino acids)
Cellular component (GO): nucleosome
Molecular function (GO): DNA binding; structural constituent of chromatin; protein heterodimerization activity
Source: RefSeq, a predicted model, not a curated record
CUCCAGCCACGGUCAUGUGAUCCUCACGCAUCCGCCUAUCGUUUGUUGACUGGUUUAAAUAUCAACGUGACCGCUGUGACUCAACCAACCACUUCUCUCCUUUCAACCACCACCUGGUCCUCAAGACAACAACUACAAAUGGCCCGUACCAAGCAAACCGCUCGCAAGUCUACCGGAGGCAAGGCUCCUCGUAAACAGCUCGCAUCGAAGAGUGCCGCGCGCAAAACCUCCCAGCAAGCGGCUGGUGGAGUGAAGAAGCCCCAUCGUUUCCGGCCGGGUACUGUCGCCCUUCGUGAAAUUCGUCGCUACCAGAAGUCGACCGAAUUGCUCAUCCGCAAGCUGCCAUUCCAACGUCUCGUCCGUGAAAUCGCCCAAGACUUUAAGACCGACCUGCGCUUCCAAUCGUCUGCUGUUAUGGCUCUUCAGGAGGCUGCGGAGGCCUACCUUGUUUCGCUCUUCGAGGACACCAAUCUCGCUGCAAUUCACGCCAAGCGAGUCACUAUCCAGCCUAAAGAUCUCGCCCUCGCGCGUCGCCUGCGUGGUGAACGCUCUUAA